AUGUCCAACUUGGAGAGCGGCAUGGUCACCAUUAUACGAGCGUUUAAGAAAUAUUCGGGUGAAAAGGGUCACUUGAAAAAAGCCGAGCUCAAGGCGCUCAUCCACAACGAGAUGAGUCAUUUCAUAAAGAAAAUGCACAAGAAGGAACUAGAUGAGCUCUUUGCCAACCUGGAUCAGAACAGCGACCUGGAGAUUGACUUCAAGGAGUUUGUUGCCUUUAUCGCCAUGGUCACUUCAGCAUGCCAAGAACUCUUCACCCCAUUUCAUGAGACCAGCUGGAACAGGAUGCCCACCCACAUGAUCCAGUACAACCUUGUUAAAAAUAGCCAACCUCAUAAAUACAGUAUUUGCAAACUAUAG
Messenger RNA from Nerophis lumbriciformis (worm pipefish), 360 nucleotides. NCBI's taxonomy places the organism in Eukaryota, Metazoa, Chordata, Actinopteri, Syngnathiformes, Syngnathidae. The record is from RefSeq and is a predicted model, not a curated record.